AUGUUCCACCCGCAGUCGUCGUCGUCGUCUCUCCAGACCCCUAAAACCGGGCGGUCGCGCUUCUCCAAGGCCCUCCCUGCUCUUCCCCCUGUCCAAGUUGAGUCCUUUGACCUCUUGAGCAACUCGACGACCAUGGGUUGGCCUAGAAAAACCGUCGCGCCUCCACCUGUGUUGGAAAAGGCCAAGCUCUUCACGCCUCUUCCACCCAUCCCGCUGUCCACCAGUCCCUUGGUAGCCGACUUUUCACAGGUCCAACCUAGCCCACAGCAAUCCGUCAUGUCCAUCCCCAGGAGACCGGUAGCAAAGACCGAGGCGCCGCCGCUUCCCGCAGAACCCCCUUCACCUUCCGGCUCAGUCCUCAGCUUUCUCUCGGCAUAUUCCAGGAGUUCCGGAGAGUCCCUCGUCCGGACAUCAGACAACGACGGAGACGGCAGCAUGAACAGCUCCUCGGAGCCCACGUUAUCCCCCACGCGAGAGAAGUCGCCCGAACCUGUCAACAACGACUUUUCGCUACCCCCUAGGUCGACGUCGUUGGCGCCCAAGAGCCCCGGUGGUUUGGGCAACAUGACUAUGUCUUCGAGGUUAAACAGCAACGGCAACGGCAACGUGGCCAAGGCCUUGCCCACGCCUAGGGAGCUGCCUACGCCCAAGGAAUUGCCCACACCCAGGGAGCUACUUACGCCGAGAGAAUUGCCCACGCCAGGCACUAUCCCGCCUAGCACGACCACGAAGCCCAGGUCGCCGCCACGCCGCCCCGCCUCCCCUCAGCCCACAUCUUCCGAGCUCUUGACCAGGCGUUCGCUCAAAUCCAACCAGAACCUUGGUGUGCCCGAAUUAAAGCUCGUUACUAACAACAACACCACCGUUGUCAGCAAGCCCAACUCGGCAAACACGACCGUGCCCGAAAGUCUCGUCAAGCCAUCAUUUGCUUCCAACCCUCCCCUGUCGUCGGCUCACCAGAACUCGCCGGCACGGCCCACCCAGCCCGCCUUUUCCUCGCCCCGCUCGCAGAUCCAAAAUGGGCUUGCGAGCGUAAAGGCCCUUCCCGCCGAACCACCCGCCCCCGCCCCCAGUCCGAGCAGCAAACCCUUCGAGGAGUUGGCGACAACAUGGUCGCUACCUUCGCCGUCGGGCCAGCUAGAGACUCCUAUCAGUCCCCUCAACCUUGCUACGAACGUCAUCUCGCCUCUGACGCCAGAUAUGCCGGCGGACGUGCCUCGAGAGCAGAAACCCGUUGCUCCUGCUGUCUCUUCCCUCCCUCCGGCUCCCGCGCCGGCCUCGGAUUUGCACGCUGCUCGAAGCCUGCCCGAGAUUUCUCCAUAUCAACGCCCGCAGACCAGCAACGAAAGGCCGCCAGCCCCAGCUUCCGAGCUCGUGGGAAAUGGUGCGACUUCGCCAGCCUCGGCCCAAGAAACGCCUCAGCAACAAAAGUUCCCGCCUCGAACCUCGUCAACACGUAAUCACCCCAUGCCCGGCCAGAAAUUACAACAACAACAGCAGCAGCAGCAGCAGCAGCAACAGCAGCAACAGCAGCAACAUGUACCCCAAUCUCGAGGACGGCCCGAAGCACCCGGACUUAGCAACGAUGUGCGCGCGCCAUCGGUGGACGGGCGCCUAGAUCGUGUGGCGAGCCACCCCAAUUUUGCCACGGAUUAUGGUACUUCUACCGUUCCCACACCACCCUCGAGCAACGGUCGCCGGUCCGAUGGGACGGUGUACCGCGAGCUUAUCCAGGACGAGCUUCCGGCGCCGGAUCCCCGCGCCAUGUACUUCCCGGUGACGCAGACGACGCAGCCGCAGCCGACGGGGCCUAACGCGGUGUUCAAGCCGACGCCGCUCACCAACUCACAUCACGGGUGCUUCCAGAAGCACACGAAGAUGAUUAUGUCGCGAAACAAGCACUACUCGCUUGCGUGCCAGACGUGCGAGCUCGAGGACAAUGAGCUGAGAUGGCAGUGCGCUUGGUGCAGGCUUCGAGUGUGUGGAACGUGCAUGCGUCUUCUGCAGACGCACCAGCGAGAUCUCACCAAGGUGUUGGAGCACAUUCAAAACCCGCCGCCGUCUGUAGACGCGACUUCGUCUCAGGGUUCGAGGCCGGUGAGCGCCGAGGCGCUGGCGGCGGUAGUGGAAGAAUCUCAGGAAGUGGCGGUGCCCAUGCAUGAACAGGAUCGGGCCCGGGGUCACGCCCAGCAGCACCCUCGGGAGGAGGACCACCGGGUCUCUCAAGAACAGCCCCAGAUGCAGGCUCAGGCAGCGCAGCGACAGCAAAUGCAGAACCAGGCGUCGUAUCAGGAAUUCCCGCAGCAGCAGCAGCAACAGUAUCAACAGCCGCAGCAACAGCCGCAGCAACAGCAGCAGCAACAGCAGCAGCAGUAUCGCGCUUACAACCCUGGCAGCUACGAUGACCGUGGAUACGGAUAUAGCCAACCUCAGCAAGGCUACAAUCAAGGCUACAGUCAGAGCCAAAGCCAAGGGUAUAACCAAGGUUACGGCGGGCAAAAUUAUGGCCAGGACAUGUAUUAUGGACAGCAACCCCCGCAGCAGCAGCAGAACAGGGGCCAGCACCCCAUGGUGCGGCAGCAGCACUCUAUGCAGGAGAUGAGGCAGUAUUAA
This is a messenger RNA of Parascedosporium putredinis, 2613 nucleotides long. Lineage: Eukaryota; Fungi; Ascomycota; Sordariomycetes; Microascales; Microascaceae. The record is from the annotation of a GenBank genome assembly.